Adineta steineri is the source of this 1302-nucleotide messenger RNA. The record is from the annotation of a GenBank genome assembly. NCBI's taxonomy places the organism in Eukaryota, Metazoa, Rotifera, Eurotatoria, Adinetida, Adinetidae.
AUGUCUCAACCAUGUGGUUUAGUAAAAUGCAGUCGUACAUCACGUGGUCUAUGCGAUUGUUGCAAACAAAAUCUAUGUCUUCAACAUUUAAAUGAACAUAAUGCUUUACUAAUAUCCGAGUUAGAUUCUUUGGCAGAUGAAAUUAAUGCAUUAGGUAAUCGUUUUAAAACAUUAAAUAUUCAAAAAACAAACGAAAGUUAUUAUGAAAAACUUGACCAGUGGCGUGUGAAAUGUCAUGAAGAAAUCGAUCGUUUUUUUGAACUAAAACAUCAACAACUUAAUGAAUGUAUGAGUGGAAAAGUUCGAGAACAAGAAAAAGAAUAUAAUCGACUACAAUCAAAAGUAGCAGAACUUAUUCGUGAACAAGAAACUACCAAACAAGAUAUUGAUUUAUUAACAUCAUCUAUUCGUCAUCUAGAAGAACAACUGCAUAGAAUUGAUCGAACAUAUUUUCAAAUCAACAUACGUCCAUUAGUAAUAGAUGAUGAUUGUAUUUGUAUCAACGAAAAAAUUGAACAUGAGAUUGAUUUACUAACUUUAUCAUCUACCUAUAAAACAAUAAAUUAUCCUUUAGAAAGUCGUAUGGCAUUAACUUGCAAUGGUCAACAUGUGUUAAUACAUCGAAAACCAAAUUUAUGUUUGAUUGAUCGAGAGAUGAACAUAGUCAAGCAGACAGUAUGGUAUUCGGAAAAAAUUUAUGAUUUUUGUUGGUCAUCGACAUUAAAUAAAUUCGUUGUGAUUGAUGAAAAUAACGUUUUUCUAAUCGAUAAAAAUACUUUAAUGAUUGAAAAUGUACCUACGAUUAAAGAACGUUGGCUUUCGUGUACAUGCUCAGAUACAACUCUUUUUUUGUCGACAAAACGACGUCCUUCAUCUAUCGUGCAAUAUAAUCUAUUACCUUCGAUGAAAUUUAUUAAAGAAUGGAAAUCUUCUCAUAUUUCUUCAAGAGAUGAAAUAAUUCAUAAUAUCGUAUAUACAAACGAAACACUUGCCCUAAUUGUUAAGAAUAAAUCGGACAAAGUUGUACGAAUGGAAUUGCGAUCAGUUGAAACUUUCGAUCCUAUAUGGUUACUUCAACUUGAUAUUCCUUGUAAUGAUAACGCAUUCUUUCAUUGCUGUUCGCUCAUGCACAAUGAAUGGCUGAUAGCCGAUCAUGAGAAUGGACGGUUUUUGCACAUUACCAAUGACGGAAAAAUGAAGAAAACAUUUGCUUACAAUCCAAAUCCACAUCGUGUUAUUCUAUUCGAGUUAGAUAUGUUAGUUGUUUCAACUAAGAAUGAAGUCAAAUUUCAUAAGCUAUAA